Lasiodiplodia theobromae is the source of this 2346-nucleotide messenger RNA. RefSeq names its product Glycerol-3-phosphate o-acyltransferase. Gene Ontology annotation, biological process: phospholipid biosynthetic process. Lineage: Eukaryota; Fungi; Ascomycota; Dothideomycetes; Botryosphaeriales; Botryosphaeriaceae. The record is from RefSeq and is a predicted model, not a curated record. The transcript is spliced from 4 exons. Gene Ontology annotation, cellular component: endoplasmic reticulum membrane. Bases 1 to 2346 code for a protein of 781 amino acids. Gene Ontology annotation, molecular function: glycerone-phosphate O-acyltransferase activity; glycerol-3-phosphate O-acyltransferase activity.
AUGCCGCAGAACAGCUCGGCCAAGAGCCGGAGGUCGGUUGGCCAGACACUGGCACCGAUGAACAACUUUAUAUACGACCUGUUACUCUGGACCUUCUCCAUUCUCGUCGACCUGUUCUUCAGGGAAGUCCACCCGCGGAGCUCUUGGAAGAUCCCCCGCAGCGGUCCCGUCAUCUUCGUGGCUGCUCCUCAUGCAAACCAGUUUGUUGAUCCCCUCAUCCUCAUGCGCGUCGUGCGCAUGGAGGCCCAACGCCGCAUCUGCUUUCUUAUCGCCGAGAAGUCCAUGCGGAGAAAGUUCAUCGGAUGGUUCGCUCGCAACGUUGGUGCUCUGCCCGUGGGGAGAGCCCUGGACAGCACGAAACCCGCCCAGGGCAGGGUCUAUCUUCCCGACCCCGUCAACGACCCCACCCUCGUCCGCGGCGUGGGGACGAACUUCGAGAGCAAAGAUUUCCAGGUCGGAGGUCUUGUCGUGCUCCCUUCGGUGAACAAUACUGCGGCAAGCUCGGAGAUUUUGGAGAUACAUGGGCCAGAGGAGCUGCGUGUCAAAAGGCCGUUCAAGGGUGGAGUGGCUUUGCGCCAGUUGACGGGCCGUGAGGAUGUCAGCGAUGAUGGCAAGAUCAUGAACGGCGAUAGAAAGAUCGGCCCAGCAGAGGGAUUUGAGGGAAUCAACUUCAAGGUUGCGCCCAAAGUGGACCAGAGCAAAGUUUAUGAUGCUGUUUUCGAGAAGCUCAACCAGGGCGGCUGUGUUGGUAUCUUCCCUGAAGGUGGUAGCCAUGACCGCACCGAGCUCUUGCCCCUCAAAGCUGGCGUGGCGAUUAUGGCUCUCGGAGCUCUUGCUGCCAAUCCGAGCAGCGGUCUGAAAAUUGUACCCGUCGGUAUGAACUAUUUCCACGCCCACAAGUUCCGUUCCAGGGCCGUCAUCGAGUUCGGUACGCCAGUCGAAGUCUCCCAGGAGCUCAUCGAGCUAUACAAGAAGGGAGAGCGCAGAGAAGCUGUGGGCAAACUCUUGGAAAAUGUUUACAACGCUUUGGUCGCCGUCACGGUGACUGCACCGGACUACGAUACGCUGAUGUUGAUCCAAGCUGUUCGCCGUCUUUACAACCCGAAGGGCAAGAAGCUGCCUCUUCCCAUGGUUAUUGAGCUCAACCGUCGGCUUGUGAAGGGUUACGAACGAUACAAGGACGACCCUCGGAUCGUCAGCCUGAAGCAGUCGGUUCUCGCGUACAACAAGAAGCUGAUGAUGCUGAACAUCCGCGAUCACCAGGUGGAAUACGCGAAGUUCUCGAUCCACAAGGUUGUUUUCAUGCUGGUAUACCGUUUCAGCAAGCUACUUUUGCUGUCCAUUGGUGUGCUGCCCGGACUUAUUCUGUUCGCGCCGGUUUUCAUCGCCGGAAAGCGUAUUUCUAUCAAGAAGUCCAAGGAAGCACUGGCAGCGUCGACGGUCAAAAUCCAGGCCAGAGACGUCGUGGCGACCUGGAAGCUGCUUGUAUCGAUGGCUUUCGCCCCGCUCCUGUACAACUUCUACACGAUCCUCCUCGCCUCCUGGACAUACCGCAACCGUAUCCGAGGCCUCGUGCCGGAAUCGGUGCCGAUUUGGGCCGUCUUCAUCUGCGGCUGGAUCCUCUUUCCAACCAUUACGUACGCAGCUCUCCGCUUUGGCGAGGUUGGAAUGGACAUCUUCAAGUCGCUGCGGCCACUCGCACUUUCGCUCAACCCUUCGUCCAGCAACACGUUGCACAAGCUGAGAGAGAUGAGGGCGGCCCUGGUACACGAGGUCAACGACGUGAUCAACGAACUGGGGCCGGAGAUGUAUCCCGAUUUCGACCAUGCCAGGAUCGUCGCGGAUCCUUUCCAUGACGAAUCUCCGAAGCGCGAGCACUUCAAGCGGCGCGACAGCGAAUACUCUCUCGAGUCGAUGCCCUCGUCGCCCAGCCAAACUAACAUUCACGUCACGGACACGAGCAUGGGCGGAGGCUUGACGGCGGACGGACAUCUGCCACGGAACGAGUCGUUCAAGAAUCUGGGCAACAUUGCGUUGUUCGCGACGCGGCCGACGACGCCAAGCAAGCCGCGGUCAAGAACAAACUCCAGCGGGGGCCUUGCGGGCAGCGGGGGGUUCUCGUUACAGGGAUUCAGCACGCUCGAGAGCCAGGGCGGAUUCGAGGAGGUGAGCAAGAAGAUCCGCGGAGCGAUGCGCGAGCGAGGACAGCGGCGGAGAAGCAGCAACCCCAACAACGACUGGGAGCUGGGCAGCGGCAGCGGGGCGACGACGCCUGGCAGCGAGGUCAGCGGGUUCAGCGGGUUCACGGAUGCUAGAAAUAUGGAGCUGAGCAAGAAGGAGAAAUGA